AGCUCCGGCACCAUCGCCAACACCAACCCAACAUCAAUUCACAAGACGAUAGUCGCGCACUCGGUCGCAAUACUACAUUCAGUCAUUAUACCAAGACACUGAUCCGAACACGAGAACUCGCGAUUCCCCAUCACAACCGUCAAGAUGACGCUUUACUACAGUUUGGUCUUCAUGCUCCUAGUAGCAGAGAUGUCCAUCUUCAUGCUGCUUAUAGUUCCUCUACCCUUCACCAUUCGCCGGAGGCUGUUCACCUUUAUCUCGGAAAAUCCAAUCAUAGCCAAGCUACAAUACGGUUUAAAGAUCACGUUCAUAUUCAUCCUCAUCCUGUUUAUCGACAGCGUGAACAGAGUCUACCGUGUGCAAGUCGAGCUUGCCGCUGCCACCGAUGCCUCCAAGGGCAACGCUGCUGCCAUCAUGGGUCACGAGCGUCUCGAAGUCCAGGCUCGCAAGUUCUACUCCCAGCGCAACAUGUACCUUUGCGGCUUCACCCUCUUCCUCUCCUUGAUCCUUAACCGCACCUACAUUAUGAUCCUCGAGGUCCUCCGUCUCGAGGAGAAGCUCAAGAAGUUUGAGGGUACCGACAAGGACACCAAGCAGUCCGAGAAGCUCGCCAUGGCCGGCGAUCCUGGUGAGAUCUCCCGUCUCAAGCGCGAGAUCCAGCUCCGCGACCAGGACAUCGAGACCCUCAAGAAGCAAUCAGCCUCUCUUCACCGCGAGUACGACGAGCUCGCUGAGAAGUACGGCCGCACCCAGCAGGAUGAUGUGCCUAAGAAGAUGAAGUAAACGGGUACCACGCUUUCCUCGGAACCUAAAGGAACUUUUGCUCUUUCGUAAUAACACAGAACAUCAUAAGCACAACGUCGAGACUUUGUCGCUUGACGCAGUGUGGACUUCGAAAGAUGGAUCAUGGAAGAGGGAAGGGAGGUAGAGGGACAAUGAUAACUACCGUCGCUCUAACAGGAGUUGGGUGUAUGGUCAUACAUACCGUGGUGGAGAUUCAAAAGGGAUGCUCGGUUGUUCGCGAUCGAGCAGGUUGUGCGUCUACAAGGAGUUUGAUAGCUUGUUAAGUAUACCGUGAGAAUGGAUUUCGGAAACCGCUACUUUCAUACCCCAGAUGUCGAAUUGGUAGAAGACUGAGAAUGGAACAGAACGAGGUUCUUUUUGCUUGAUUUUGUGUUGGUACAACCAUCUCCUGUCCAUUCCCAGUCUAAUAUGUGUCAGCACUGAUCUAUGUCUACCUACCUUGUAUUACAAAGUCAUAUAUAUCUAUUUCCAC
Molecule: messenger RNA, 1276 nt
Organism: Neurospora tetrasperma FGSC 2508
Lineage: Eukaryota; Fungi; Ascomycota; Sordariomycetes; Sordariales; Sordariaceae
Exons: 3
Coding region: 145-783 (212 amino acids)
Biological process (GO): intracellular protein transport; endoplasmic reticulum to Golgi vesicle-mediated transport
Cellular component (GO): endoplasmic reticulum; endoplasmic reticulum membrane
Source: RefSeq, a predicted model, not a curated record